Molecule: messenger RNA, 423 nt
Organism: Plasmodium falciparum 3D7
Lineage: Eukaryota; Apicomplexa; Aconoidasida; Haemosporida; Plasmodiidae
Source: RefSeq, a predicted model, not a curated record
AUGGACAAAUAUAAGUACCUUAAGUCUUUAAGAGGGAAAAACAUUUUCUCUUUGAAAUAUGCAGAAUCCUUUAAUUUUAAUAGUAUUCAUAAGAACAUAGACAAGCAUUUUAUUUAUACAUACACAAAAAGAAAUAAUUUUGUAAACUAUGUAAAUAUUAUUUAUAAACGUUAUAUUAAAACCAUGGGGGAAAAUAACACAAACGAUGAUUACAAAAAGUAUGAUAAUUGUAUACUACAAAAUGAUAAAAAAAAAAAUAAUUUUUAUGAACAAUCAUUAGAAGAUAUACAAAAAAUAUCUAAUGAUGAAAUAAAAAAUAAUCCAAUAAAUAAUAUUUCAGAAGAAUGUGGGUAUAAGUAUGAUAAGCAUGAACCUACCAUGUUUGGUGAUUGGUCUCAUAAUUGCAGGGUUACAGAUUUUUAA